Molecule: messenger RNA, 558 nt
Organism: Drosophila suzukii
Lineage: Eukaryota; Metazoa; Arthropoda; Insecta; Diptera; Drosophilidae
Source: RefSeq, a predicted model, not a curated record
AUGGGCUAUCAUUUAUCGCGCAGUGCUACUUAUUUACGUCUCAUACCACGAGAUUCUCGAACGAGCGAAGGAAAACGUCACGUUGUUACUGUGCCGGUGAAGUUAUGUCGUGCGAAUACAAAUCACCAUAAAGAUCAUCCAGAUGGAAAGUUUUGCGUUGCGAGCAUUAGAUCUGUUGAAUCGCUUUUGUCACUUCUCGGACCAAAACAAGCGGCAUUGAUUUCGCAGGAUGACAAGAUCACACUUCCAGAUCAUGAUUGGGUAGUUGCCGAACGUCACCAGCUGAUUCCAAGCGUGUAUGCGGGCAUUGUCAUCCGCGAAGCCAAACUUGAUGGUUCACCAUCAAAUGUUUCAUACUCUGGACCAACAUAUGUAGCGUUUCGAAGCGGAAAACAUUCGUCAACAUCAGCUUCCAGUCAUGCUUUCGAUCUCCGAAAACUAAUGGCUUUGCAAGAAUUCGAUGAUUUAUUAAAAGUUAAUGGCAUCGUGAAGCCCGUGCUCGCCUUGUCUGUGGAUGGGGGUCCUGACUAGAACCACCGGUAUCCACAGGUGAUCAGA